AUCGCCCUGGCUUCGGGGCUCCGGCUCCAGCCCUCCCGGGCGCCAGUUCAAACCCCCCGCCUCGGAAGUGCGUAACCGGGAGCCGCUUUCACGCCGGGACCUUCCUGUUACCGGCCCCCGCCCACCCCCGGCCCUGGGCUCGGCGCCGGCUGGGCCCCAGGGGCCGGAUCGGGGCCCCCAGCGGGGAUCCAGCCCCCACCCUCCCGGCGCGGUCCCAGCCAUGAGCGAGGCAGAAGAGCACAGCCCCUCUCCGUGGGCCGAGGAAGAGGAAAAGCCGCCGAGCCCGGCUGGCUCGGAACAGGGGAUCUCGUGCGACAUCCAGUGCUGGUCGGAUAACGAGGAGUGGGGGCCGGACAGCCCAGCCGGCAGCGGGGCAGUGGGGGAUGCCUGCUCCCAGCCGGACAGCAGCCCCGCAGCCUACCGGAGGAGCUACCCUCGUGGCUCGCACGAGGACUGUGAGCUCGGGCUGCACGCCAGCUCGGGGGAAGACAGUGAGCUCGACUUCCAACGGGGCUCACAUGAAGAUGGUGGGUUCAGGUUGCACGCCGGCUCGCACGAGGACGGUGAGCUCGGGUUCCACGCCGGCUCGGAAGAAGACAUUGAGCUUGGACUUCACACUGGCUCGCACGAGGACGGUGAGCUCGGGUUCCACGCCGGCUCGGAAGAAGACAUUGAGCUUGGACUUCACACUGGCUCGCACGAGGACGGUGAGCUCGGGUUCCACGCCGGCUCGGAAGAAGACGGCGAGCUUGGGCUUCACACUGGCUCGCACAAGGAUGGUGAGCGUGGCCUGCAGGGCGGCUCAGAUGAAGACGGUGAGUUCGGGCUGCACGCUGGCUCGCACGAGGACAGUGAGCUUGGGUUGCACGCCGGCUCAGAUGAAGACAGUGAGUUCAGGCUGCACGCUGGCUUGCCCGAGGACGGCGAGCUUGGGUUGCACUCAGAUGAAGAUGACGAGUUCAGGCUGCACGCCGGCUCGCACGAGGACGGCGAGCUUGGGUUGCACGCCGGCUCCGACGAAGACGGCGAGCUAAACUUCCAUCGGGGCUCCGACGAAGACGGCGAGCGGGGCUUGCCUGCUGGCUCGCACGAGGGCGGGGAGCUCCGCUUCCGUCGUGGCUCGCGCGGGGACGGGGAACGUGGGUUGCACGCCGGCUCGGAACCCCCCCCCGCCUUCGACCUCGCCGGCAAUCCGGGCCCGCCGCCCUCCCGCCCCGCCCCGCCGGCGCGCCCCUUCCAGUGCCCGGACUGCGGCAAAUCCUUCGGCUCCAACUCCACCCUGGCACAGCACCGCCGCAUCCACACGGGCGAGCGGCCCUAUAAAUGCGGGGAGUGCGGGCGGGCCUUCAGCCGGGGCUCCACCUUCCUCCAGCACCAACGCACCCACACCGGCGAGCGUCCCUACAAGUGCCCGGACUGCGGCAAGGCCUUCAGCCGCAGCUCCAACCUGCUGCAGCACCGGCGGGUCCACACCGGCGAGCGUCCCUACAAGUGCCCGGACUGCGGCAAGGCCUUCAGCCUCAGCUCCACCCUGCUCCAGCACCAGAUCAUCCACACCGGCGAGCGCCCCUACCAGUGCCCCGAGUGCGGCAAGAGUUUCAACCGCAACUCCAACCUGCUCAACCACCGGCGCACCCACACCGGCGAGAAGCCCUUCCCCUGCGGCCUGUGCGGGAAGCGCUUCUCGGAGAGCUCCACCCGUACCCAGCACCAGCGCACCCACACCGGCGAGCGGCCCUUCCGCUGCACCGAGUGCGGCAAGGCCUUCAGCCUCAGCUCCACCCUGCUCCAGCACCAGACCACCCACAGCGGGGAGCGCCCCUACCAGUGCCCCGAGUGCGGCAAGACCUUCGGCCUCAGCUCCACCCUGCUGCGGCACCGGCGGGCCCACGCCGGCGAGAAGCCCCACCGCUGCCCGGACUGCGGCAAGAGCUUUGGCGUCCGCUCCCACCUGGCGCAGCACCGCCGGGUCCACACCGGCGAGCGCCCCUUCCGCUGCCCGGACUGCGGGCGCGGCUUCGGGCAGAAUUCCCACCUGGCCCAGCACCGCAAGGCGCACCGGGCCGGCGGGGAGGCCCGCCCGCCCGGCACCCUCUACAUCUGCGGCGACUGCGGCAAGAGCUUCCGGCAGAGCUCCCACCUGGCCCAGCACCGACGCACCCACACCGGCGAGCGGCCCUUCCGGUGCGGGGAGUGCGGCCGGGGCUUCUCCCAGAGCUCCAAGCUGCUGGAGCACCGCCGGACCCACACCGGCGAGCGGCCCUACGCCUGCCCCGACUGCGGCCGGGCCUUCGGCCACAGCUCGGCCCUGGCCCAGCACCGCCGGACCCACACCGGCGAGCGGCCCUACGCCUGCGGGGCGUGCGGGAAGAGCUUCAGCCAGAGCUCGGCGUUGGUCCAACACCAGCGCAUCCACACCGGGGAGAAGCCCUACCGGUGCUCCCGCUGCGGCCUGGCCUUCCGCUACCUGCUGCAGUACACCCGUCACCAGAAGCUGCACGCCCGCGAGGAGCUCCUGGCCCAGGAGCGAGCCGGGGCGGCGCCCCCGGCAGCCGGGGCACCGGCGGCCUCCGCGGCUCUGGAGUUACGAAGCUUGAAUCGCGACCUCUCCUGUCAUGCCAUCAUUUGAGUCGGCCGGCCCCCAUAACUGCCCGCCAUUGUGCCAGUUUACAU
Caretta caretta (loggerhead turtle) is the source of this 2673-nucleotide messenger RNA. RefSeq lists its product as uncharacterized. The record is from RefSeq and is a predicted model, not a curated record. Gene Ontology annotation, biological process: regulation of gene expression. Gene Ontology annotation, cellular component: nucleus. NCBI's taxonomy places the organism in Eukaryota, Metazoa, Chordata, Testudines, Cheloniidae.